Molecule: messenger RNA, 1275 nt
Organism: Ectocarpus sp. CCAP 1310/34
Lineage: Eukaryota; Phaeophyceae; Ectocarpales; Ectocarpaceae
Source: the annotation of a GenBank genome assembly
AUGGGGACACGACGAAUGAUCGAGCAUGGUGCCCGCUCGGCUGGCGCAUUGCGACGGAAAGGAAGCAAGGGCAAAGAUCCAUUCGAACGACACGAUCUCAAGGCUAUCGACGAGAUGCAAGCAGUCGGGGUCACCACCGUGCCAGCUCGCACCAGCGGGCCGCAACGCAAGUCACGGCUACGGAAUCGUUCUUCCGCCGUCUCCACGGGUGACACGGGAACAUCAGGCGUUUCGCAGGGCUCGGCCGCAGCGGGGACGCGCCUGGCAGGUGGAAGCAUUACCAGCAGUAGAAGCAGCCGCAAUCAUCAGGAUCAGAUUUCGGAGGAGGAUCUGGAGGGCGUGGAUCGGAGAGCAAUCUGCGAGGACAUCUUGACGGGGGGACACGUGCAAACGUUCGUCGACUUUUUCUACCUCACGCACAGACCAGCCCCCGCGCAAGAUGCCACGGAUCCAGGGAAAGGCUCGGCGGAGGUCAACGUCCUAAAGCGAGAGAUGCUUUUCAUCAGGGAUAACCUGGUCGCGGCGGAGAGUGCUCGACGGCGAGGAGACACCGCCGCCGUGUACAAGGCUUACAACAGACGAACCCCGGUUAAACUUAACCGACGCACAUACGGCUGCACCUGCAACAAAACACACAGCCUGGCGCAGUACUACCAAGAGAUGAACGACCCCAAGACCGGCGUGUACUUCCACGAGAAGUGCCUGGAAAUCAGUCGCCUGACCGCCGACAGGGGAGGCGAGAUGAGCGCGAACCACCGUCUCGGAGUCGCGUACGAAAAAAUGGGAGACGUGGUGGCGGCGACAAACUACCACGAGAGGCACCAGGAGCUGGCUACUGCGGUGAACAUCCCGGACGAACAAAAGGAAGCCAACAAGUCUCUCAUCAACGUGUACCGCAAGUUCGCGGAGGAGCGCGAGUCGGGGGGGUUUUACAAGGAGUCCAUCGAGUUCUGGGCCAAAAGCUUGGAGGCGGCGAGGUCGGCGGGGGACAAGGCCGCCCUGGGACAGGCCUGCUACCGCCUCGGCAAGGCUUACACGGAGCUCGAGGAUCCCACGAGUCUAUGUCUUACAAUCUCCUCUCUCUGCUUUCUCUGUGUUUCGCGCCCACCCUCUCCUCCAGCGCUUGUGGACAUGUCCCGGGCGUUCUUGGGGAUCGCCGCGGGCAACGAGAUGUCGGAAGACUACAUGAACGCCGUCGCCUCUGAUGUCGGUGCUCUGCUCGAUUGGAAGAGCAACCGGAUCAGGCCGUCCCCAGCAGCCAACAAACGAAUGUGA